AUAAGGGCAAGUGUACGACCAAUCUGCUUGACGAUUCACAAGGGGCUAGCAGUGGAAAAAACACGGCUGCAAUGCAGCUUGAGAAAGUGGUCAGCCAUUGGCAUUCUGUGUUUGCAUUUCAGACUUCAUUCAGCCUGCUUCCCUGGAACCUUAUUGAAUUUUACCCUCAUUUGAAAACAGGAUUCAUGAAAAAUGUAUUACUUGGGGGCCUUCUCUCUUCUAAGCAUCAUGAUUCCUUUGACAAGUGGGAAACCCAUGGAAGACCGGGACAGGUUACUUACAACCCCAAACUCUCACGAAUACUCUGGUGACAUUGGGAGCGUGGCGGGAGAAGCCCAAUUUGACUUUAAAUCUUUUCUGGAGACUUUGAAAGCUGAUUUCCUGAGGAACUUGAACUUGUCAGAAGUACCUUCAGAAGAGAAGAUGAAAGAGGAACCACCCCAAUUCAUGAUUGAUUUGUAUAAUAUAUAUAGCAAGGACAAGUCUACCAGCCCCAUAUCCAAUAUUGUGCGCAGCUUCAGUCCUGAAGAUAUUACUUCUCUUUCUCCUCUGGAAAUGAAUCAAUUUCAGAAAUAUAUUUUGCUGUUCAAUGUCUCCAUCCCAUGGCAUGAAGAUGUCACCAGAGCCGAAUUCAGAAUCCACACUGACUGUCAAAAGGCAACAAAGAGUUUGGCUAACUUUAAAGGAAAUAUAGCUGUGUAUGAUGUCCUUGAAGGAAACAACUGGGAGAAACCAAAUAAUGUCAAAUCCAUUCUAGUCUCCAAAGAAAUCCAAGAAUGUGGUUGGACGAUGUUUGAUGUGUCUAACACUGUGAAAAGAUGGACCAAGGCAGACAAAACAAUGAAUACCAAUCAGUUGGAGAUUAUUAUAGAGAGUGAUGUUCAAAGUGAUCUUACAUGUGGGAAUGUACAUAUCAGUGUAACACCGAACUCUAACCAUUUACCCUUGCUGAUAGUGUUUUCUAAUGAUCCCAAUAACAGAAUCAAGGAGAACUAUAAGGAACUUCAAGAAAUGAUAGUGCAUGAACAGGAAAGCAUGCUUAAGAAUUUGGUAAAGAAUGACACUGCCCAUAAAGAGAAUGCUAAUGGAAUCCAUCAUCUUCUGUCCAGAGGGAAACGAAGUGUGGAACACAAUCACUGCAGGAGAACCUCUCUCCGAGUAAAUUUCAAAGAAAUUGGCUGGAAUUGGAUAAUUGCUCCUCAAGAUUAUGAUGCAUUUGAAUGCAAAGGAGGUUGCUUCUUUCCUUUGACGGACAAUGUCACACCAACCAAACAUGCGAUUGUCCAGACCUUGGUGCACUACAAAAAUCCCAAGAAAGCUUCUAAAGCCUGUUGCGUCCCAACGAAGCUUGAUGCAAUUUCCAUGCUUUACAAAGAUAAUGCUGGGACUCCCACGCUGAAAUAUCAAUAUGAGGGGAUGAAAGUGGCAGAAUGUGGCUGUAGGUAGAGAGCAUCAGGGACCGCUCCGUAACUUAAAUAUGAAAUCAUGCAUGCAGAAAUUUUCCUGUGGACUUUGCCUAGGAUGUUACUUGUUUGUAAAUAAAUGUCUGAUUAUAAAGGGUGCUGGAUUGCAGCUUCAAUUCCUAUUGGUCUCUCUCUUUUCUCUUCCCCAUCCUACCUCCCUCCCUCCCCCACUACUUAGAUGUAUACUAAUAUAUAUACUCAGUGCUGCUGGGUUUGCAUUUUGUUUGUGGCCCUUUCUCUUCUUCCUUUCUUUUCCUCAUACACCUUGUCGCACUCUUUUAUUUCUUGCUUUUCUUCUUCCUUUGCUUUCCUCAUACAUCUUUCUCUCCUUCCUUCCUUCCUUCCUUCCUUCCUUCCUUCCUUCCUUCCUUCCUUCCUUCCUUCCUUCCUUCCUUCCUUCCUUCCUUCCCUCCCUCCCUCCCUUCUUCCUUCCUUCCUUCCUUCCUUCCCUCCCUCCCUCCCUCCCUCCCUCCCUCCUUCCUUCCUUCCUUCCUUCCUUCCUUCCUUCCUUCCUUCCUUCCUUCCUUCCUUCCUUCUCUCCUUCCUUCCCUCCCUCCUUCCUUCCUUCCUUCUUUCUCUCCUUCCUUCCUUCCUUCCUUCCUUCCUUCCUUCCUUCCUUCCUUCCUUCCUUCCUUCCUUCCCUCCCUCCCUCCCUCCCUCCUUCCUUCCCUCCCUCCCUCUCUCCCUUCCUUCCUUCCUUCUCUCCUUCCCUCCCUCCCUUCUUCCUUCCUUCCUUCCUUCCUUCCCUCCCUCCCUCCCUCCCUCCCUCCUUCCUUCCUUCCCUCCCUCCCUCCCUCCCUCCCUCCUUCCUUCCUUCCUUCCUUCCUUCCUUCCUUCCUUCCUUCCUUCCUUCCUUCC
Molecule: messenger RNA, 2321 nt
Organism: Anolis carolinensis (green anole)
Lineage: Eukaryota; Metazoa; Chordata; Lepidosauria; Squamata; Anolidae
Gene: gdf2
Product: growth differentiation factor 2
Exons: 2
Coding region: 193-1446 (417 amino acids)
Biological process (GO): BMP signaling pathway
Cellular component (GO): extracellular region
Molecular function (GO): cytokine activity; growth factor activity
Source: RefSeq, a predicted model, not a curated record